AGCUAACUUCCUUGUUGGAGGGGGGAGAGUCGGAGAGGUAGGCGGAGGUGUAAUUCGCUCAGCUAUGGUCUGAUUUAGGUUCCUAGCUACAUUUUUUAAAACUAACAUUGGUUGGCAUACUACACCAUACAUUUAUUCAGGAGGCUAGCUUCAAGGGUCGCAUUUUCUGCGGUGUCAGACAUAUGGAUGACGAUGUUUAGGUAUAUCAUGCUCGUAGCUAACGUUUAUGUAGCCCGGUAGCUAGCAUGCUAGCUAGCGUUAGCUCGAAUGGGUCGAAAGACGAAGUCGCUGAAAUGACAGUCGGAAACUGUUGGGACUUUUAUUACCUUUGUUUGUUUGUUUUAAUGACAUUGGGUUUUUAAGUUGCACGAAGGUCGGAUAAGGGCGCAUUCCUUAAACCACGCGCGCCCUGAUCUAGAAACGUGAAGCCAGGGGCUGUCGUAAUGUCGGAGCCCAAGGCGUCCACUCCGACACCCGGAGACAUGUACAAAGGCUGGCUCUUCAAAUGGACGAAUUACAUAAAGGGAUAUCAGAGACGAUGGUUUGUCUUGAGCAACGGCUUGCUGUCCUACUACAGGACGCAGGCGGAGAUGGGGCACACGUGUCGAGGCACCAUCAACCUGGCGACGGCGAACAUCGCGGUCGAGGACUCGUGCAACUUCGUCAUCUCCAACGGCGGCGCGCAGACGUACCACCUGAAGGCCAGCUCAGAGGUGGAGAGGCAGAGGUGGAUCACCGCUCUGGAGCUGGCCAAGGCGAAGGCGGUGCGAAUGCAGGCUGAGUCUGAUGAUUCGGGCGAUGACUGCUCCACGUCCUCACCGCCUCCCUCGGGACAGGGUGGGGGAGCCCGCAAUUCGGAGGUGCAGUCCACGCUACGCACUCUGGGAAGCAAGGUGGAGGACCUGAGCACCUGCAAUGACCUGAUCGCCAAGCAUGGCUCCGCCCUACAGAGAUCUUUGUCGGAGCUUGAGGGAGUGCGGCUCGGAGGAGAGACCGGCGACAAGAUUCGACAAGUAACGGAGAGGGCGACGCUGUUCCGGAUCACCUCCAAUGCCAUGAUUAACGCGUGCCGGGACUUCCUGGCUCUGGCUCAGGCCCACAGCAAGCGCUGGCAGAAGGCCCUGCAGGCGGAGCGGGAGCAGCGGGUGCGUCUGGAGGAGACCCUGGAGCAGCUGGCCAAGCAGCACAACCACCUGGAGCGGGCCUUCAGAGGGGCCACCGUGCUGCCCGCCUCGCAGGCCAGCCCCGCCGGAGAGGCCAAGGGUUCAGCCUCUGUGAAGGGGGAUGCCAGCGAUGAGGAUGACGAAAAUGAGUUUUUCGACGCGAUGGAAGACGUGGCCGAGUUCAUCACCGUACCAGCCGACCCCAAGUACCACAAGAGGUCCGGCAGUAAUAUCAGUGGUAUCAGCAGCGAGAUUGGAAUGGAUGACCAGUCGCUUGACGAGCAGUCCCUGGCGUCCAAUCCGGAGUCGCCUCAGUCCCAGGAGGUGGAGCCAGUGAGGAAGAGGCGGGCUCGUAUACCCGACAAGCCAAAUUAUUCCCUCAACUUGUGGAGCAUCAUGAAGAACUGCAUCGGCAAAGAGCUGUCCAAGAUCCCCAUGCCCGUGAACUUUAACGAGCCCAUCUCCAUGCUGCAGCGUCUCUCCGAGGACCUGGAGUACUCGGAGCUGCUGGACAAGGGGGCCAAGUGCCAGAGCGCCCUGGAGCAGCUGUGCUACGUGGCGGCCUUCACCGUCUCGUCCUACUCCACCACCGUGCACCGCACCGGCAAGCCCUUCAACCCCCUGCUGGGGGAGACCUUCGAGCUGGACCGGCUGCGGGAGAGCGGCUACCGGUCUCUGUGCGAGCAGGUGAGUCAUCACCCACCUGCAGCAGCACAUCACGUGAUCUCUGAACGAGGCUGGACCCUGAGGCAGGAGAUUGCCGUCGCCAGCAAGUUCCGGGGAAAGUACCUGUCCAUCAUGCCUCUAGGUUCAAUCCACUGUAUAUUUGAGAAGAGUAACAAUCACUACACUUGGAAGAAGGUCACCACCACUGUCCAUAACAUCAUAGUGGGAAAGCUGUGGAUUGACCAGUCCGGAGAGAUAGACAUCGUGAAUCAUCGCACAGGAGACCGCUGCCACCUCAAGUUCGCCCCCUACAGCUACUUCUCCCGAGACGUGGCCCGAAAGGUGACGGGCGUGGUGGCCGAUAAGGAGGGCAAGGCCCACUUCGUGCUGUCGGGCACGUGGGACGAGAAGAUGGAGUUCUCGCGGGUGAUGCAGAGCAGCAGAGGAGGGGAGAACGGGGCGGAGGGCAAGCAGAAGACCGUGUACCAGACGCUGCGCGCGAGGGAGCUGUGGAGGAAGAACCCGCUGCCGGAGGGUGCUGAGACCAUGUACUACUUCUCCUCUCUGGCCCUGACGCUGAACGAGCCGGAGGAGGGCGUGGCUCCCACGGACAGCCGGCUCCGCCCGGACCAGCGCCUGAUGGAGGACGGGCGCUGGGAGGAGGCCAACGUGGAGAAGCAGCGGCUGGAGGAGAAGCAGCGGAGCGUGCGCCGCGAGAGGGAGAGAGAGGCCGCCCGCACCGCCAACUCUGCUGAGGAGGGUGAGCAGGAGGCCAUCAUUGAGGAUUCCAUUACUGACUCGCCUCUGAAAAGCACCCACCAGGACAGCUACAAAGCGCUGUGGUUCGAGAGGUGCGAGGACCCCGCCACGGGGGAGGCCACGCACAUCUACAAGGGCGGCUACUGGGAAGCCAAGGAGCAAGGAAGCUGGGAGGCUUGCCCAGAUAUAUUCUGACCCGAUCGGAACCUUCCCCAGAGAGAAGCCCGUACACUGUAACCUGCUCUCAUCCCACUGUGGUCAGGGAGGGCAACGGGGCAGCUGUCCCCAAUCAGUUCUGAUUAAAAACACCCGCCCCCACCCCACCCCCUCCGCGUCAGUAAAUUGUUCUCUCUCGGCUGGAAGACGCCGAGGGUGGGCACAACCAGCUGGCAAAUGGGGGAGGGGCAUCCGCUUAAUGCCUUCAUCGAUUUUAGAUAUCACCUUUCCCCCCCCCCCCCCCCCCCCCCCCCCCCCACCUCAAACUUAUACUAUGAAUUACCCAGUCGUAGUCUCACUCUUUGCUCUCCUCCUCUUCCUCCUCAGAGCUUGAGAAUAUAUAAUAUCAGAUAAGGUGUGGUUAUUAAUUGCUAGCAAUGUAAUACUUUAAAACAGAGACCGUUAAUGUAACUACUCACAUACACCCCAAUCACACUAAUCCCUGUGGGUUACCUGUUCACCGUCGCACCUUUUCUGUUGGUCACGGACUUGAAAUGGGGGAGGCAGUUGUGCUAGGGAUGUGUUCGUCUUUACUGUGUUUCACAAACGCCGUUCUGGAGUGUGAGCGCAUCGAGUGCUUGUGAUGUCUCGUCAGCUGACCCCAUUGGUACAUUGCACCACUGUACAGUUCUCUUCUGUCUUGGCUCUUGGAAUGCAUAGUUCUAGAAGUUCUUCACCCAGGGUUAUGGAACAGUCAAGCGCUACAGCGAGUCACUGACGCGCCGCUCUAGAACACAUGCGUGUGUUGCUACCCAGUGUCAUUCGUUUGUGGGCUCCACCCACUCGUUCUCUUGAGAUGUGGUGUGCGGUGACCCGCGUCCCCAGCUUGGUUCCUCAGAAGCCUCCAGGUCACUGGCGCCCAGACUGUGUUAGCAUAAUCCAGCACCUCGAACCUGAGCUGGACCUUUAGCCACGACCACUGACCAUGCUGCAUCCAGAACCAAGGUCGUUUUGAUUGAAGGGUCUUGAUUGAACCUUGCAGUUUUUUUUUUUUUUUUGCGCAAAAUUCAGCAUGUCUGAAAUUAUCGGCUGCUAAGCUUAGUUUCAACUUUCAGCUCUGCACCAGGUGUAGUGUUCGAUGGACAAGGGAGUUUGAAAUAAAUGCAACGACGAUGUUUCUGUCUCCAUGUUAGAAUAGCAGCUUUUGUAUCUGAAGACUUUAAGCUUUGUCAGAUGGUAAAUGAAUGAAAUUAUAAUAUCCGUGCAGAGGUAGGUGACUGCUGCAUUGAACUGCAACAGAGUUGGGUGUCAAUGAAAUGUGGGCAUUUUGUUGCUUAAGGAUGACUGGACAGGACUUUUGCACAUCGAAAUAUUGUGUCAGAUCUAGUUAAUUCUGUAUCUGCAUGUAAGAGGAAGCACAGACUGCUGAAUUAUCACUGGAUCCAUAGAUGCAUCCACCCCCACCCCCACCCCCACCCCCCACCAUGUGAUGAUGACUGGAUGGAUAUGCUGAUUCAGCACUUACAUUAAAUGUCAGUGGCCUAGGCCCAUUUUGACCAUGGUCCCUAGUGCACUGCAACAUGAACUGUUAUUUCCUGAGACAACACUAAUGUUCAUUUUUAAAAGGAAACAAAAAAAAUUAAAUAGUGGUAUAAUAUCAGUGGUUCAACUCUGUGCUGGUUGGUGCAUUUACCCAUGGGUGAUGAGCCUUGCUGUUAUCAAUCCUCAGAAAAAAGCACAAAAUGUGCUUUUUGUUUAAUUGAUGUAUUUUUUUGUUGAGUUUUUUUUUUUUUUUUCUCCUUUAAUGAAGGGUUUUCUCUCCGUGUUUGCUGUCCCUCAGUCAGCCGUCUGCUACACGUGUGUGGCGUACUGUAGCCGAUACCGGUCUCAAAUGAAGGAUUUAGCACAAAAUGUAUUAUGUAGAGAACUUAGCAAUAGAAUAUGGUAGAAUAUAUAUUUUUAAAUCACUUUUUCGUUUAGCGGGCGUUACCAUGUAUUGCAGGAGGGAGGUUGGCGUAGUUUGGCGUUUGUGUCGCACUGAACCCAGCAAGUGUUCAGUGCAGCAUGUUAUGGAAGUGCACCGUUCACAGUGAGCCAGGCCCUGCGGCAGGGCCAGUAUAGUAACUGACGCAGCUAAAGUAGUGUUGAGGCUUGUGUCACAUCCCCCUGUCGAACCAGAGGAAGCGGCUGUAUGUGAAUUAAUGGGAGCUCAGGUUCCGUUUGGCUCCAGUGUGUGGACAGGUGACAUCGGUCUGAAGCUCUGCUCUAAAAACCCAGCAGACAGGCAGAGAGUAAAAUGCUAGCAGCAGGUCGGUCAGUAGAAAUGGCCGCAAAUGCUGCUUUCCUCCUUUUUCCUCUGGUUUGGAUGAGGGGUGGGGAAGCUACUGGGGCAGAAAUUGUCCACUGUACACUAUGGUAUAGAUGUUUCUGUGUAUACAAGCAUAUGCAAGCCUGUGUGGGGUCACGAGACAACUUGAAUAAAGUUGGACAGAGAUGUGUGGGGUGCACAUCUGUUCAAUUUCCCUGCCCCCUGACACCCCCCCCCCCCCCCCCAAAAAAAAGCAAAACCUUUUCUUUCUUUUUUUUCAAGUGUACUUAAAUGAAGUGGGGGGGGGGGGGGGGGACAAGAAUACAAAACAGUUAUUGCAAUUAUCUGUGUAUAUAUCAAGCGAUUAAGAAUAAUGAUUAUGGUCAAUGAUGUUUGGGAAGGAUGUGAUUUUUCAUCUUUUUUUCCCCCAUCUUCUCUGUUGGUCUUGUUUUUCACCUUUUAAAAGAAAAUUUGGGGCAUUUUUUUUUUUUUUUACAGAAAACUGAGUGCUCCUCUCUGAAAUUAAGCUAAAUUAAACAUUUUAAUUUCUAAUUAUUCAACAUCAGUUUUCUUUGUACAAUGGCAGUCAAAUGGCUUUUUCUUUGCUGUUAUACUGUUGUAACAAUAUUUUUCUGUGUUUACAGGUUGUGUUUUCAUUUUGAUUUCCAUUAUUUUUAAACAUUUUUUAUUAUUUUGCAGUACAAUGGGGUUGCAGCUUUGUCACUGGCUCUCUCUGUCUGUCUCUCUCUGUCUCCCUGUUUGACUACAGGUUAUUCUGAGUGUAUAUUACAUGACGAUGAUGAGAGAUGGGAUAAUAAAAGAUGAAAGAACGUUG
Molecule: messenger RNA, 5887 nt
Organism: Anguilla anguilla (European eel)
Lineage: Eukaryota; Metazoa; Chordata; Actinopteri; Anguilliformes; Anguillidae
Gene: osbp
Product: oxysterol binding protein
Exons: 17
Coding region: 444-2783 (779 amino acids)
Cellular component (GO): membrane; cytosol; intracellular membrane-bounded organelle
Molecular function (GO): sterol binding
Source: RefSeq, a predicted model, not a curated record